AUACAACCUUGCUCACAGGCGAAUAAUUUAGAAUUUUGCUAAUCAUCUAGCAAAAUAAGAUCCCAACCUGAAAUUAUGAGGACAAUCCUGCAAAACGCAGCCUGCCUGCUACCCCUCCUACAGCUCCUGCACCUCCUGCUGCUCCUACAGCUCCUGCAGCACGCUAGCGCCGAGGGGAAUACCACCAACUGGCACUGCAAUUUCACACAGUCGGAAAUUCCCACACAGAAAGAGGUUGUGCAAACGAUGCUGACAGAAUACGCCAAGAAUCCUGACAUGAAUUUCUAUCCGCGAAUUUCAGUCUACAGAGAAAUGAGUCACAACAUGGAUUGCACCAUUACCAGUUUACGACGACAGCGGUAACUCUACCGGCGCGGGUAAGGAAUUCCUCGAGGGUAAAGACCCCGGAUACUCCGGAACCAUCGUAGAUUUUCUGCGGACGGACGCGGAUGUGAAGAAGGGAAGCUCCGGUGUGAUGCAGACGCUCAUGUAUGUGCUGGGGAUCAGGAGGGAGGAGAACAGAUACGACAGGGACAACUUCAUACAACUUGAGGUCACUGAAGAGGAUCCUAUGAAGCGAAGGAUCUUCCAGAAGAAUCGGGUGACGAAGCUAGACUUGGAGUUUCCGUACGACACGCAGUCUGCGGCUCACAUCACCUCACACGACGCAGAGAUCCUGCGUGUGGGGCUCAAGCCCAAGGACCCCUCAGCCAACCCCAUCAAACCCUCUGCGGACAACGUCCUGUCCCCGGGCGACAUCAAAAAGAUCAACUUCCUAUACUGUCCGGGGGGCGCCGCCCCCGACGGGGACUCUACGGACACCCCGCCCUCGGAGACCGAAGAGCCCGUCCCCAUGGCGGUCCUCCAGCCCUCGGACAUCGAGGACUUGCUCAAGUCCUCGAUGUCUGAGGGAGGGAACGCUACCUUCGCUGAGGACGUGACUGAGAGCACGACCAUGGCUGACGAUGAGGUCACGUCUGAGGGAGACCUCGUCGACGAUGUUGACAUGGGCGAGAGCGGAGUCGGGACACUGGCAGCGUCCUCGCUGCUCGUAGGAGUCUGUGCGCUGCUCAGGACGCUGGCGUAGGACGGGGGUCCUAGAGGAGUCCUAGAGGUCCUAGAGGUCC
Molecule: messenger RNA, 1127 nt
Organism: Hyalella azteca
Lineage: Eukaryota; Metazoa; Arthropoda; Malacostraca; Amphipoda; Hyalellidae
Product: zinc metalloproteinase nas-14
Biological process (GO): proteolysis
Molecular function (GO): metalloendopeptidase activity; zinc ion binding
Source: RefSeq, a predicted model, not a curated record